Molecule: messenger RNA, 1593 nt
Organism: Helicoverpa zea (corn earworm)
Lineage: Eukaryota; Metazoa; Arthropoda; Insecta; Lepidoptera; Noctuidae
Gene: yip2
Product: 3-ketoacyl-CoA thiolase, mitochondrial
Exons: 8
Coding region: 141-1331 (396 amino acids)
Biological process (GO): fatty acid beta-oxidation
Molecular function (GO): acetyl-CoA C-acetyltransferase activity
Source: RefSeq, a predicted model, not a curated record
CUUAUCAGCCCAUUCAAUCGGUCAGAGCGCGAGCGCCACUAGCAAACAAUUUGUUCAUUCAUUAGUGGUGAAGUGUGUGGUGACGUGCGUGUUACGGAGAAUUAAUUAAUUUUUAUAAUAAAAAUCACCACAAAACAAAAAUGUCCGUAGCAGCUAAAGGUAUUUUCAUCGUGGGUGCCAAGCGCACAGCGUUCGGUACAUUCGGGGGCGUGUUCCGUAACACUUCAGCUACAGAACUGCAGACUAUUGCUGCUACGGCUGCCAUCAAGGAGGCGGGAAUCGCCCCUGAGAAGGUCGACACCGUCGUCGUAGGACAGGUCAUGACGGCAUCUCAAACAGAUGGUAUCUUCAUUCCCCGCCACGUGGCUCUCAAAUCAGGCAUUCCACAAGACAGACCAGCCCUUGGAGUCAACAGGCUCUGCGGGUCUGGCUUCCAGUCUGUCGUCAACAGCGCACAGGACAUCCUCACCGGCGCUGCUAAAAUUUCCUUAGCUGGAGGUGUAGAAAACAUGUCCCAAGCUCCCUUCGCAGUCAGGAAUGUUAGAUUCGGCACUGCUCUUGGUUCCACUUAUGCCUUCGAGGACACCCUCUGGGCUGGUCUGACUGACUCUUACUGCGGUCUGCCCAUGGGUAUGACUGCUGAGAAGCUGGGAGCACAGUUCAAGAUCACCAGGGAUGAGGCUGAUAAUUUCGCUUUGAGGUCGCAACAGAGGUGGAAGGCUGCACAAGACGCCGGUGUUUUCAAGAACGAGAUCACGCCAGUGACGCUGACGGUGAAGAGGAAGGAAGUCAAGGUGGAGGUUGACGAGCACCCUCGCCCUCAGACCACCAUCGAAGGUCUGAAGAAACUCCCCCCUGUAUUCAAGAAGGAGGGUCUUGUUACUGCUGGUACUGCUUCUGGUAUCAGCGACGGCGCUGGCGCCAUUGUCCUGGCCAGCGAAGAAGCAGCCAAAGGUCUGAAGCCCCUCGCGCGGCUGGUGGGAUGGUCCUACGUCGGAGUAGACCCCAGCAUCAUGGGCGUCGGUCCUGUACCCGCCAUCGAGAACCUCCUCAAGGUCACCAAGAUGACCUUGAACGAUAUCGACCUGAUUGAGAUCAACGAGGCGUUCUGCGCACAAACCCUGUCCUGCGCCAAGGCCUUGAAGCUGGACAUGGAGAAACUGAAUGUGAACGGCGGCGCCACCGCGUUGGGACACCCUCUCGGCGCAUCCGGCUCACGCAUCACCGCACACUUGGUGCACGAACUCAAACGCCGUGGCCUGAAGCGCGGUAUCGGUUCCGCUUGCAUCGGAGGUGGCCAAGGCAUCGCACUGAUGGUUGAAGCCGUCUAAACUAAACCCUACUUAAGUGAACGACUGAAUGAUUGAGUGAACGAACGAUUUCCAGUGUCAAAUAACCAAAUUGCCAAAAGAGUGAUAUAAAGAAAUUACUAUUUCGAUAUUUUGUACAUAAAUAUGUUAAAUACACUCUCCGUGCUUAACUUUUUUAAUCGUAUUUUAUCAACAAAAUGUAUUACAUGAAUUCUUAUACUGUAAAUAAAUACAAUUAUCAUGUUUAUAAGAGGCAACUAUGCUAAGUCAACAAUAUUUUGAU